Molecule: messenger RNA, 1540 nt
Organism: Sphaerulina musiva SO2202
Lineage: Eukaryota; Fungi; Ascomycota; Dothideomycetes; Mycosphaerellales; Mycosphaerellaceae
Exons: 4
Coding region: 7-1269 (420 amino acids)
Cellular component (GO): catalytic step 2 spliceosome
Source: RefSeq, a predicted model, not a curated record
CACAUCAUGGCAGAAGUCAUCGCAUCCGCAGUCGCACUCCCCGAUUCCGAGGACGUUGUCAAGCGUGCCACGAGUAAUGGCAUGAAGCGGCGACAAUCCGACGUGGCAGACGACAUCGAUGGUAGCAGCAAGAGACAGCGCACAAGUCCGGGUAAGACAUCACCGCGAUCGAGAUCAAGAUCAGCAGCAAAAGAAGGGGGAGAAGUCGCGUCCUCAGCAGCGCGAGCACGAUCCACCUCUCCAACCGAGUCGAAGAACGGCAGCGCUUCCAAGCCGGAGACAUCAGCAGAGAAAGAUCGCGAAGGUGGCGGUCGCAGAAAGAACACGGUGGUCAAGGCGCCAGACGAAAAGCAGCGCAGUAAGCGCCUGUUUGGCGCACUUCUAGGGAACUUGAACCGGCCCAGUGAUAGGACAUCGAAGAGACGCGCGGAAAUCGAGCAACGGAAGAAAGCUGAGCUUCAGAAGCAGGAUGACGAACGCCUCGAGGAUCGCCAGAGGAGGCUCGAGCGGCUGGCCAUCCAGCGGAAGAACGAACAACUUGAGGUAGACGAGCGAGAUAUGCACAUCCGGCACAAGCACAUGCUGAGUACUGCAAACUUUUUGCAGACUAAAGCCACCCCGAAGCUGUACUAUCGACCUUGGGAUCUCCUUGAUGACGAAGAAGAUCUCAUCGAGCGACAGUUGAAGGAAGCCCAAGCGCAAAUAGAUCGAGAGCUUAUCGAGUGGGAGACCGAGAAGUGCAGACGAUUGGGCAUCACCAAAGACCUUCUUAAUAUGGCCCCAUCCACUUCUGCUCCGUGCCAAGCCCGACAGGAUACAAACGACAAAGUCGGGAACAGCACAUCACCUCAUGAGGCAUUUGAGGAUGCUGCGAUAGCGAAGAGUGGUUCCAACAAGGACGAGGAGAUGGCGGCGAAAAACACUAAUAUCCAGCCCGAGCAGGAAUCUACCACUAAUGACGAAAUUUCCGAUCGACCAGUUGAAGGGCCCGAGUGUCUAGCAGCUUCGCCUCACAAUCCUAACAGCGUGGUUGAUGGAGGCGCAGCAAAACAAGUCAGUACGUCAGGAGAAGUCGAGACGAAAGAAUCAGAGAAGCAGCGAAAGACCGAGGUAAAUAACGGCACAUCCGUCGAUCGCGAAGAGACAGAGACGACUCCCAGUUGCGGAACGAGAGCCGCCCUUGAUGGCGAUGCAAAGGACGAGAAAGACGAGCUUGACGAUGAUGGUGACCACGUGGUGAAGGGCGAUGAAGACGAUGUAAUUUAUUGAGGUACUGGGAUACAUGCUCUGAGUAUGGCAUCCCUGCCAUACUGCCACAGAAUGCCUUGGUUUGGUGUGGUUUGAGUUGCAGUCAUACAUACAUACCUACCAUGUGCAGGUAAACGGGGCACUACUACAAGCGCAUCGCCAGCUUUGGUGAUGGGAGAUUUCGGAGGAAGAAAAGCCGCAGAUGAUGAUGAUGACGAUGAUGCAGAGGUGGGCGCGCCAGAUACGUCACAAAACAAAGUACCGUAUAUUCGAUAUUGACCAGAAUAAAGCC